CCCACACCGUCGUUUUCUGACUGGCAACAUCUUUAGGAGACGACCAGAGAUGGCGGCACUAUGCCAAUGUAGAUCGGCAGUCGGGGGUUAAGGACGAAGAAGAAGAAGAACAGCCUAGUUCAGACAACACCGGUCAACUGUUUCGUGGAGUGUCAGCGGGGAUGAUCGUGCUCCUUGCUCCUUGCCUCCUCCUAACGUCCUUCCUCCCCCUGGGUACCUACCACCUGUUCCACCCUCCUCUCCCCCAUCGUCCCUGGUGACUCCUUGUCAACAAGGAAGGCUGAGUUUUGCAGGGGCCAUGGUAGAUGUCAGUAAGUGGCCCUUGUUCUCCCUCCUGAGCAGAGAGGAACAAGCUACUAUCCGACAAGCUUGUGUUUUUGGAAUAUUUGGUAAUGAAGCAAUCUACAUCACACAUAGAGAUGAGGUAUUUGUGUUUGGGUUGAACUACAGUGGCUGCCUUGGUACAGGAGACAGUGCGAGCACUAUUAUUCCAAAGAAACUGGAUUUACUGGGAGGGAAGAAGGUUAUUAGCCUCAGCUAUGGCAGUGGACCCCAUGUACUGUUGGCUACAGAGGAUGGACAGCUGUUUACAUGGGGACACAAUGGCUACAGCCAGCUGGGGAAUGGCACAACAAACCAAGGACUAUCCCCGAUGCUGAUCACUGCUAACCUACAGAACAAAAAGGUGGUUGGGGUUGCAUGUGGCUCUCAUCACUCAAUGGCUCUGACUCAGGAUGGAGAGGUCUUUGCAUGGGGUUAUAAUAACUAUGGCCAGGUGGGUACAGGCUCUACAUCUAACCAGCCCUGCCCCAGGAGAGUCUCCGGAUGCCUUCAGGGCAAGAUGGCGGUGGGCAUCACGUGUGGUCAGACCUCCUCCAUGGCUCUGGUUGACAAUGGAGAGGUUUAUGCCUGGGGAUACAAUGGAAAUGGCCAGUUGGGUAUUGGGAAUAACGGAAAUCAGAUGACUCCUUGUCGCCUUACUGCACUUCAAGGAUUAUGCAUUCAGCAGAUUGUAUCAGGAUAUGGACACUGUCUGGCACUGACAGAUGAGGGGCUGCUGUAUGCCUGGGGAGCUAACACCUGUGGUCAACUAGGAACUGGCAACAAAAACAACCACCUCAGUCCUGUACAAAUCAUGGCUGACAAAGAGAGGUACAGUGGAGGUGGAAAACUUGACAACAGGGUUGUAGAGGUUGCAGCAUGCCAUUCAACAUAUACUUCAGCAGCAAAGACCCAAAGCGGGCAGGUGUACAUGUGGGGUCAGUGCCGGGGCCAGUCCAUUGUCUUGCCCUACCUCACACACUUCACCAACACCGAUGACGUCUUCGCCUGCUUCGCCACACCCUCUGUCAUGUGGCGUCUCGUUUCAAUGGAGCAUGGUGAUUUCAUGACACUUGCUGAGGCUCUUAGGAAAGAGUUUGACAGUCCAGAAACGGCCGACCUCAAGUUCAGCAUCGAUGGCAAAUUUAUCCAUGUUCACAAGGCCGUGCUAAAGAUCAGAUGCGAGCAUUUCCGCUCAAUGUUUCGCUCCCAGUGGGCAGAGGAUCAUCAGGAGGUGAUCGAGAUCAGCCAGUUCUCUUAUCCCGUCUACAAAUCCUUCCUGCAGUUUCUCUACACAGACACGGUUGACCUGCCACCUGAGGACGCCAUUGGGUUGUUGGAUCUGGCCACCUCAUACUGUGAAAACAGGCUUAAACGUCUGUGUCAGCAGAUCAUCAAGAGUGGAAUCACUGUGGAAAAUGCCUUCACCCUGCUGUGUGCCGCCAUACGGUAUGAUGCAGAGGACCUUGAGAAGUUCUGUUUCAGGUUUUGCAUAAACCAUCUCACUCAGGUGACACAGACCGAUGCCUUCUGGCAAAUAGAUGGAGCGAUGCUCAAGGAGUUCAUUGGCAAAGCCAGCCGCCACGGAGCCUUCAGGAACUGAGCCAUAUUCUUAGUUUUCUUCAGUUUAGAAACUACAGGAUAUUCUGUCAAAGUGGAAGAGGUUGUGUUAUGGCUUCAGCAGCAGAAUGCACCGUUGCUUUAAAAAUUAAAAAAAAAAAAUCACAUUCCUGCUGACCCAUCUCAUGACAAAACAGGAGGCCAUCUUAUGAGAUGUUUGUCAGUAUAUUUACUGGAGUACCCUGCAUAUUGCACACAGUGAACUGCAGUUUAAGUUGUAUUAUCUGCAGUUCUAAAUUUAGCACUUUGGCCAAUACCUGUGAAAUCUGCUAGCUCAUGCAUAUUUUAAUGCUGUAUGUGUUCUUGAAUUGUUGUUUUUCUUGGCCAGUUCUUCCACUCCUGCUUGACUUUACAACAAAGUUCAUGUUAAAAACCAAAUUAUGGGAGAGCAAUUCCAAAGAACUAUCUGUGUCUUUCAGUAGGAGCUGAAAGAAAUGGUUUUUGUUUUAUUUUUUUUUCUUUGAAUAUAUUAGAUAACUGACAUACACUGGUUAACGACCACUAUACUGAAACAUUUGUAUUACACCCUCCUGUGAUUUUUUUGUUACAUUCCAUUUAGUAGAGUUGUAGCUUACAAUACAGGUAAUACUGUGGGUGUUGUACAUCCCUUGGCUGGUUAUUGUUACUGUUCUGUACACUUACGGGAGUUCAGGACCAUUUUGGGAAGUUCUCUUUUUUUUCUAAGAGUUUUUUGGUAUAUGUUUCCUCUGCCUGGCUUUUGCUUUGUGGCAUCUGGGGGAAAAUGUCUUGUUCUUAUUCUCUCUGACAUAUAGUGCAUUUUAAAAGUCAAAGAGCAAAUUUGAAGGUUUAGGUGAAAGUAUUUUGCACAAAAAGCAGCAGUGAGUAUUUUAUGUGCUGUUACAGUAAUCAUAACCUCUUAUUUUUCUUUUGGCUUUGAGUUACAACAAAAAUCUCCCUGCAGGUCCUAGCUUUUACUUUCUGCUGCAUCAGUGGGUGUGGUUGGAAAAUAGUUUAUUGGCCUAGUCAUCCUGCAGCAAGUCCGGUGAGAUCUGUCUCUGUUUCUUAGUUAGGUUUCUGUUUCCUGAUACACUGAGGCUUGAUGACCAAUCCUUAAUUGGGUUGAAUUGACCUGUUUAUGGUUAAAUAAUAAAAUACUUUGUGGUUUCAUUCAGGUUGGAGAACAAUUUCACAUGCUUUAAUGUGGAUUUCUGUUGCAACUAAUGCUCAAGUGAAAUAUGCUGUAGGUUCUUAGUAUUGGGUAAAUAAGAACAUGAAUCACAAACUUCUUUUUUCUUGAUGUGUCUAAGGGGAAUAUAAUUUUGUUAUGCUUUUUUAAAAGCUCUAUAUACUUAGCAGUUUGUAACUGUAACUUAUAACAUGCAAUUGUUGGAAUUUGUAUUACUGCUAUUUUCCGGUUGACUACCUGUUUUUGUUUUUUGUUUAUUUUUUAAUCGUGUCAUUACGGUUUCAAAUAAAUAAUGAUGCAUA
Molecule: messenger RNA, 3390 nt
Organism: Melanotaenia boesemani (Boeseman's rainbowfish)
Lineage: Eukaryota; Metazoa; Chordata; Actinopteri; Atheriniformes; Melanotaeniidae
Gene: rcbtb1
Product: regulator of chromosome condensation (RCC1) and BTB (POZ) domain containing protein 1
Exons: 14
Coding region: 299-1924 (541 amino acids)
Molecular function (GO): protein binding
Source: RefSeq, a predicted model, not a curated record